AUGGCUUCUGUUGUGGCUCCGCUCCUUGGCAGCGGUGCUUCUGCGAUCGACCAGGCGAGGGCCUCGCCCCAGGCCGUCGGCGCGCGGCGCGCGUCUCUCCGGCCUCUCCAGGAAGCUUCUGGCGGCUGCGGUUCUGCUUGCAGGGCCUCCGCUGUGCUCACCGCAGCCGGCGCAUUCCUCAGCCUUCGGAGGUCCGAGCGCUGUCGGCGCCAAGCCGCCUCGGCCUCUUCCUCUGCCUCUCCGCGUGUGGCGGUGAUUGGCGCUGGCCCGGCCGGCUUGGCGACGGCCCUGGCCCUCCGAAAGGAAGCGAAGCUCCAAGACGUCACGGUCCUGGAGCGCUCGCCUGAGCUCAGGCCAGGGGUGGGCGGCGGAGUGCAGCUGCACUCCGGCGCCUCCUUGCUGGAAGAACUGGGUGUGGAUCUCAGCUUCGCACAGCCACUUCGGCGGAUUCGGAGUCGUUCUGCAAGUGGCGAAGACCUUCUGAAACUGGACCUCCCGAGCUUGAUCGACAACUUCGAGGCCUUCUCCGGCUCCGUGCGCCGCUCUGAUGGAGAGCCAGCGAGCUGCACCGUCAUGCGAGAUGCACUGCUGGAAGCCAUGGCGCGCGAACUUCCGCCGGGAAGCAUUCGCUUAGGCACGAAGCUUCUGGACGUGGAGACGAACUCGGAUGGGCAAGCGGCGACGUGCCGCUUCGAAUCCGGGGAAGAGGAGUUCGACCUCGUCGUCGCCGCGGACGGCAUCGGCAGCAGGGCGAGAAGCUGCGUGCUCGGGGAGGAGGACGAAGAGGCGCCUCGAUACACAGGCCUUCGCAUCCAGUAUGGCGUCAGAGAGGCUGGUGGACGGCCGGCCGGCUGCGAGGAAGAAGUCCAUCAGUGGUUUGGUCAAGGUGUCUACGCGCUGACCGCCACCUACGGCGGCAUCGGCGGCAAGCGAUUUGAGAUGAUGGCCGUCGUCUUCAGGGAAGAGGCUCCAGCCGCAGAGAAUGCUGACUGGGAUCCUGCAGAGAUCAAGGACAGCUGUUUGCAGAGGUUGCAGCAAGCAGGGCAUGCCGGGGAGGUUCUGGAGGUCGCCAAGGGUUGUGAGCGCUUCUUCGAGCUGGGUGUCUUCGAGAGGCCCGUGGGAUUGAACCGCUGGCACCGUGGCCGGGUGGUUCUCCUUGGCGACUCGGCGCACGCUAUGCCACCCUUCCUGGGCCAGGGCGCGAACCAGGCCAUCCAGGAUGCCGUGUGCCUCGCGCGUUGGCUGCGCCGGGUCGGCUUCGCCGAUGGUCCAGGAUCCUUGGAAGCUGGCUUGCUCGGCUACACGGCGCAGCGCUUGCCCCCGGUGGCCGUCCUGGGCAUUGAGAGCGGAUUCCUGGGACAAGUCGAGACAUUGCCCGGAGAUCUCGGCGCGAUGGUUCGGGAGAACUUCUUCCGGCUCACCGCGGGCACGGGCGUGGCAGGACUGGUGUUCCUCAACGGCGCGAUUGCCAGAGUUUGA
Molecule: messenger RNA, 1479 nt
Organism: Symbiodinium sp. CCMP2592
Lineage: Eukaryota; Dinophyceae; Suessiales; Symbiodiniaceae
Source: the annotation of a GenBank genome assembly